This is a messenger RNA of Epinephelus lanceolatus (giant grouper), 999 nucleotides long. Its product is annotated as P2Y purinoceptor 1-like. The record is from RefSeq and is a predicted model, not a curated record. Gene Ontology annotation, biological process: G protein-coupled receptor signaling pathway. Gene Ontology annotation, molecular function: neuropeptide receptor activity. NCBI's taxonomy places the organism in Eukaryota, Metazoa, Chordata, Actinopteri, Perciformes, Serranidae. Gene Ontology annotation, cellular component: membrane.
GGCGACAGAAUGAAGAACACCUCUUGUCCUUGUGUCAGCUCUGACUUUAGAGGCAGAUUUCUGCCUCCUGUUUACAUCAUAGUCUUCAUCAUUGGUCUGGUAGCUAACGGAUGGGGACUGAAGUCUUUGCUGCACAACUGGCAGAAGCUAAAAAUCAUCAAUGUUUCUGUUCUCAACCUUGGACUUGCUGAUAUUUUGUACCUGCUCACUCUCCCGUUUUUGAUGGUGUACCACUUUAUGGGGGGUAAAUGGAUCUUUGGAGACGCAUUCUGCAAGAUAACAAGAUUCUGCUUCCACCUGAAUCUCUAUGGCAGCAUCGGAUUCCUUACUUGUAUAAGUGUGUACAGGUACCUGGCUGUUGUCCAUCCAGUUCGUGUGAUGGGAGGAUUAACUCUGGCUCAUUCUGUGGGGAUCUCAGCCAUGGUUUGGGUCUUGGUGAGCAUUCAAAGUCUUCCGGACAUUUUCUACCCCAAAACAUUUGGAAACAACACUGAGCAAUCAUGUUUUGAUUCCACCAGUGACACCUACGUUGAGAGUUACCUGAACUACACUCUUGGACGGACAUUCACUGGCUUUUGUAUCCCAUUCCUCAUCACACUGGGCUGCUAUGGACAUGUGAUUGUUGUUCUCUGCCGCACAAAUACCACUGACAAGUUACUGAAACAGAGAAGUCUGAAGUUGUUGUUCAUCUUGAUUCUUCUCUUCUCUGUUUGUUACAUCCCCUAUCAUGUUUUAAAGAACCUCAGCCUCUGGUCAAGAGUUCUUCUCAAACAGGAGAUAUGUGCUGAAUGGUCCAAUGGAGUCUACAUUGCUCGACAGAUAAGUUGUGGCCUUGUAUCUCUGAACAGUGCUCUCAACCCUCUGGUUUACCUCCAUGGUCAUGAAGAUAUACCUGCUCAGCUUAGACAGCUGUUUCAACAAGCUUGUCAGAAGUUCAGCCGUCCACCUCCAAAAAACUCCGGCAGCGUGCCCAUGGCACAAAUCACAGAGGAACUUUAA